This is a messenger RNA of Anolis sagrei ordinatus, 4442 nucleotides long. RefSeq names its product exostosin glycosyltransferase 1 (gene EXT1). Gene Ontology annotation, cellular component: membrane. Gene Ontology annotation, molecular function: glycosyltransferase activity. The record is from RefSeq and is a predicted model, not a curated record. Lineage: Eukaryota; Metazoa; Chordata; Lepidosauria; Squamata; Anolidae.
CGUCGGCGGCGGCGGCGGCGUCGGGGGAUGGAAUGUUGGGAGCGUGAACGUUCGGCGCCGUUCCCGGGGAGCCUCCGGAGCUCGAGCGUGGCGGAGGACGGCAGCGCCGGAGAGGGAACCGUGCCUUCCUCCUCCUCCUCCUCUUCCCUCCUUCCUCCCCUCCUUCCCUCCCACGUUCUCUGCAAGUGAAUGACUGGAAGGGGCGGGGGCUAAAUAGAGAAGGAAGGAAGGAAGGAACAGAGAGGGAGAGAGAAAAGGAGGAGGAUCUUGCACCGCUUGGAGAUCAUCGUAGCAAAAGGGAAGCCAGCCUCCUCCUUCUUUCCCAGAGAACCCGAAGACAGAGAGAAAUGCAGGGAUUCGUCAGGUUACGUUGCCGCUGGAGGAUGUGAUCCGGACGGGGCUGCCACCCUCUUCUUCCUUCCCUCCUUCCAGAUAGACGGUGAUGAGGACGACUUCCCUCCCUCCUUGCUAGUGGAUGGGGAAUGAGGUUGGAGGAUUUGAGAGAGGGGAAGCCUUGCAGGGAUGUUUGAACCCGUUGCACCCUGACCCGCGUGUGUGGCUCUGCGUGUGCAUGGGAAGGAAGGCAGAGAGAGAGACCUGGAGGGCGGGACACGAGUUCCUCAACCGGAUUUAAGGGCCGAAGGGAGCCCGGCUCAGCAGCGGGAGGGCGAGCAGUGCCUUCCUCUCCUCUCCUCUCUUGCUUCAAAUCCCAGCCUCUCCUUUGCCCAAAGCAGCGCUCACUCGGCGUGCUUCCCUUCCUCAAUCCCUUGCUUUCGGGUCUCCCUCUUCCUCUCCUUUCCCAAAACCACCUUAUUGUUAUUUUUUGUGGUUUAUUUUCCUGUCUUCCUCCCAAUCCUUUCCCUUUGGGUCUUCCCCUUUCUCUCCUUCCCCAAAACCACCUUAUUGCUAUUUUCUGUGGUUUAUUUUCCUGUCCUCUUCCUAACCUCUUGCCUUUGGUUCUCCCUCUUCCUCUCCUUCCCCAAAACCACAUUAUUGUUAUUUUUUUGCUGUUUGUUUUGCUCUCCUCUUCCCAAUCCCUUGCUUUUGAGUUCCCUCUUUUUCUCCUUUCCCAAAGCCACCUUGUUGUUAUUUGUUUUGCUUCCCUGUUCCCAACCAUUUCGGGUCUUUCUCUUUCCCCCCUCUUUUCUCCUUUACCUUAUUAUUAGUUUGUUGUUGUUUCAAUUGCUUCCCUUUCCCCAACCCAUUGCUUUCAGCUCUCUCUCUUUUCCUCUCCUUUUCCAAAGCCACCUUAUUGUUUAUUUUGCUCCCCUCUUCCCAAACUCUUGCUUUCAGGUCUCCCUCUUUUCUCUCCUUUCCCAAAGCCAGCUUGUUGUUAUUUUGUUGUUGUUUGUGUUGCUUCCCUCUUCCCAGUCCCUUGCUUUAGGGUCUCUCGCUUUUCUCUCCUUCCCCAAAGCCACCUUAUUGUUAUUUUUGUUGUUUGUUUUCCUUCCCUCUUCUUCUUUUCCUUUCCUUCUUUCUCUCCUUUCCCAAAGCCACCUUGUUGUUAUUUUGUUGUUUGUUUGUUUGUUUUGCUUCCCCCUCCCUCCUCUCCCCUCUCCCCUCGCUCCCCUUUCCCCAAAGAUGAAAGACCGGCAGCAGCAGCAGCGGAGAAGAAGAGAAAGUUAACGAAGAAGUCGCCCACAUGCGCUGCUGCAUCAGCCCAAGCCUUGGGGAAAGGAAUCCAGAGAAGGUGGGACAAGAGAGUUUGAAGGCUCGCCCGGCGGCGGUGGGAAGAUGGCGGACUCAAGCUGAGAGUGUCCCCUGGCCGACCCUCGGGGCCCGGAGCCGCGCUGCCUUUCUCCGCCACCCCCUCGACCCCCUCGACGACAGGACACAUGCAGGCCAAAAAACGCUACUUCACCCUGCUCUCGGCCGGCACCUGCGUCGUCCUGCUCGCCUACUUCGGACUCGGUGGCGUGCGCUUCAGAGCCUCCCGGAACCAAAGCCGGCGCCAGGCUCCCAGUAGUAGUAGUAGCAGUAGUAAUAGCAGGUAUGGCUCGCAGCAGCGCUAUUGGCCCCGCUUCCCGGACGCCCUGCGGCCUUUGGUCCCUUGGGAUCAGCUGGAGAGCGAGGACUACAAUGCCCAGGCUUCCCCGCGGCAGAAGCGGGAUGCCAACGCCAGCGUCUACAAAGGGAAGAAGUGCCGCAUGGACUCCUGUUUUGACUUCGCCCGGUGCCAGAGGAACGGCUUCAAGGUCUACGUCUACCCGCAGCAGAAAGGGGAGAAGAUCGCCGAGAGUUACCAAAACAUCCUCGCCGCCGUCGAGGGCUCCCGCUUUUAUACUUCCGACCCCAGCCAGGCCUGCCUCUUCAUCCUCGGCCUGGACACCUUAGACCGCGACCAGCUCUCCCCGCAGUAUGUGCACAACCUGCGGUCCAAAGUUCAGGGCCUCCACUUGUGGAACAACGGGAGGAACCACUUGGUUUUUAAUUUAUACUCCGGCACCUGGCCCGACUACACCGAGGACGUGGGCUUCGACAUCGGGCACGCCAUGUUGGCCAAGGCCAGCAUCAGCACGGAGAACUUCCGCCCCAACUUUGACGUUUCCAUCCCGCUCUUUUCGAAGGAUCACCCGAGGACAGGAGGGGAGAAGGGCUUCCUGAGGUUUAACACCAUCCCACCCCUCAGGAAGUACAUGUUGGUCUUCAAGGGGAAAAGGUACCUGACCGGGAUAGGAUCGGAUACCAGGAAUGCCUUAUAUCAUGUCCAUAAUGGGGAGGAUGUUGUCCUCUUGACCACCUGCAAGCACGGCAAAGAUUGGCAGAAGCACAAGGACUCACGGUGCGAUAGGGACAACGCUGAGUAUGAAAAGUAUGAUUAUCGUGAAAUGCUGCACAAUGCCACUUUCUGUCUGGUCCCCCGUGGCCGGAGGCUUGGAUCCUUCAGGUUCCUCGAGGCCCUGCAGGCUGCCUGUGUUCCUGUGAUGCUCAGCAACGGAUGGGAGUUGCCAUUCUCCGAAGUGAUUGAUUGGAAUCAAGCUGCCGUCAUAGGGGAUGAGAGAUUGUUAUUACAGAUCCCUUCUACAAUCAGGUCUAUCCAUCAGGAUAAAAUCCUAGCACUUAGACAGCAGACACAGUUCUUGUGGGAGGCUUAUUUUUCUUCGGUUGAGAAGAUUGUAUUGACCACACUAGAGAUUAUUCAAGACAGAAUAUUUAAGCACAUAUCACGUAACAGCUUAAUAUGGAAUAAACACCCUGGUGGGUUAUUUGUACUGCCACAGUAUUCAUCAUAUCUGGGAGAUUUUCCUUACUAUUACGCUAACCUAGGUGUCAAGCCCCCGUCCAAAUUCACCGCCGUUAUCCAUGCAGUUACUCCUUUAGUUUCUCAAUCUCAACCUGUGCUGAAACUCCUGGUGGCUGUAGCCAAAUCCCAGUACUGUGCCCAGAUCAUUGUCUUAUGGAAUUGUGAUAAACCCCUCCCUGCCAAGCACCGUUGGCCUGCCACUGCCGUGCCUGUCAUUGUCAUAGAAGGAGAGAGCAAGGUGAUGAGCAGUCGUUUCCUGCCCUACGAGAAUAUUGUCACAGAUGCUGUUCUAAGCCUCGAUGAGGAUACGGUGCUUUCAACCACUGAGGUGGAUUUUGCCUUUACAGUUUGGCAGAGCUUUCCAGAGAGGAUUGUUGGCUAUCCUGCCCGUAGCCAUUUUUGGGAUAACACUAAGGAGAGAUGGGGCUACACGUCGAAAUGGACUAAUGACUAUUCCAUGGUAUUGACCGGAGCUGCUAUUUACCACAAAUAUUAUCACUACCUGUACACUCAUUACCUGCCUGCCAGCCUGAAGAAUAUGGUGGACCAACUGGCCAAUUGUGAAGACAUUUUGAUGAACUUUUUGGUGUCCGCUGUGACAAAAUUGCCUCCAAUCAAAGUAACACAGAAAAAACAGUAUAAAGAAACCAUGAUGGGACAGACUUCCCGGGCGUCUCGGUGGGCUGACCCAGACCACUUUGCUCAGAGGCAAAGCUGCAUGAACACUUUUGCCAGCUGGUUUGGCUAUAUGCCGCUGAUCCAUUCUCAGAUGAGGCUUGAUCCCGUGCUCUUUAAAGAUCAAGUCUCCAUCCUGAGGAAGAAAUAUCGAGACAUUGAACGACUUUGAGGAGCCCUGCCGAGGGGAGGGGGCAGGUUGGGGAAACGGACUGUUCACGUCACCCAGCACAAAGCCACUGACUCUUGGGAGCCAGACUGUACCAGGAACAAACUGACAAAAACACACACAAAAUUGCUCAAUAUGCCAAUGGAAAAGCCAACUAGCGCUGGCUCAAAGGAAAACACAUUGCGCUGGACUGCUUCAAAACCACCUCACGGGCUGCAGGUCGCUCAAAGACUAGGUUGUGUACAGUUUCAUUAUGGAACAUUAAAUAAUUAUUUUUUUGAAAUGAUUGCUAUGCAGGUUUAAACUUUUUUAAUGAUCAAAAAAACACUAUUAAAAACAGAGUUCUUUCUUUAA